UAACGACGCCGUAUCUGUUUUCGCCCUGCCAUCCGUCUCUGUUUGUAUUUUCUUCCCACUCCCCCUCUCUCUCAGAGCAUCCACAAAUGGAGCUUUCCAUUUCUUCUCGCCUACUCAACACCUCCUCCGCCGCCGCCGCAACUGCGCUACUAAAGUCCAAGCCCAGAGUUCAUAAUAGACAUACCUCAAUCCCUCUUCUCCCUCUCAAACACCCAUUCUCCCCUCUCACUUUGAAACAAAUGAGUAACAAUUCCCAGUCAACGCUUUCUUGUUCCUCUCUUCCCCAAAACAACACCCCUCCUGCCCCAUCUUCCCCUUCAACCGCAUCAGGUCGGAUUGGAGAAGUGAAAAGGGUAACGAAAGAGACGAAUGUGUGGGUUAAGAUAAACUUGGAUGGCACCGGAGUUGCUAAUUCUAGUACAAGUAUUCCCUUUCUCGAUCAUAUGUUGGAUCAAUUAGCCUCUCAUGGUCUGUUCGAUGUGCACGUCAAGGCUACUGGCGAUAUUCAUAUUGAUGAUCAUCACACCAAUGAAGAUGUUGCCCUUGCUCUUGGGACGGCAUUGCUUCAGUCACUUGGUGAUCGUAAAGGGAUUAACCGGUUUGGUGAUUUUUCAGCUCCUCUCGAUGAAGCAUUGAUACAUGUUUCACUGGAUUUAUCUGGCCGACCGCAUUUAAGUUAUGAUUUAAACAUUCCCACUGCAAGAGUUGGAACAUAUGACACUCAGUUAGUGGAGCAUUUUUUCCAGUCAUUGGUCAAUACUUCUGGCAUGACACUACACAUAAGGCAGCUUGCUGGAAAAAAUUCGCAUCAUAUAAUCGAGGCAACCUUUAAGGCUUUCGCUAGGGCUCUUAGGCAGGCAACAGAGUAUGAUCCACGUCGCCUUGGGACUAUACCGAGCUCAAAAGGAGUUCUAUCAAGAUCUUGAUGUUUUCCUUGGAUGUUUAUUUUAGUUUGAAGCUUUGGGUAUUUGAGAAAUUAAGAUGUGAGGCUCAAACGUGUUGCUUUGGUUUUUUGGUUUCCCUCUUAAUAUUCCAUGAACAUGAAUUUGUAUUAGAAAUUACAAUGUAUUGUAAUUGGAAUUCCCCCUAUUUUGUAUGUCGUGAAUCAUGAUGAUGAACUAUGCUUUACUUCA
Messenger RNA from Gossypium raimondii (Peruvian cotton), 1133 nucleotides. Its product is annotated as imidazoleglycerol-phosphate dehydratase 1, chloroplastic. Gene Ontology annotation, biological process: L-histidine biosynthetic process. The record is from RefSeq and is a predicted model, not a curated record. Bases 87 to 926 code for a protein of 279 amino acids. Gene Ontology annotation, molecular function: imidazoleglycerol-phosphate dehydratase activity. The transcript is spliced from 8 exons. Lineage: Eukaryota; Viridiplantae; Streptophyta; Magnoliopsida; Malvales; Malvaceae.